AUGGCCUCGCCGGCACUAGAUGCGCAGAUGAAGGCGGAAGAUGCGCCUCCCACAACGACGAAACCAUCGUCGCGACGGGACUACAAGGGCUUUGUGGCGGGCGUGUUUAGCGGCAUCGCAAAGCUGACGGUCGGCCACCCCUUUGACACCAUCAAAGUCCGCCUGCAAACAACCGAAAAAGGCCGGUUCAGCGGGCCCCUCCAAUGCGUCACGCAAACCGUCAAGAAUGAAGGCAUCCGCGGCCUCUACAAGGGCGCAACACCGCCCCUCGUCGGCUGGAUGUUCAUGGACUCCAUCAUGCUCGGCUCCUUGACCGUCUACCGCCGCCUACUGGCCGAGAAUAUCUUCCACGCAUCAUCAUGGACACCGGGCGCCGGAGACGGUGCUGGCCUCGGAUUCACCACCCUCCUUGACGGGCUCAAAUCCUCUCCAACCUCAUCAUCAUCAUCAUCAUCACCAACGUACCUCCCGCCGCUGGGCCACGGCAUCGCGGGCAUCUUUGCCGGCACGACCGUGAGCUUCAUCGCCGCACCAGUCGAACACGUCAAGGCCCGUCUGCAGAUUCAAUAUGCCGCCAACAAGUCGGAGCGCAUGUACUCUGGUCCCAUAGAUUGCUUGCGCAAGAUUUACACCCACCACGGCGUACGCGGUGUCUACCACGGAUUGUGCGCCACCAUUAUUUUUCGAAGCAUGUUCUUCUUCUGGUGGGGCAGCUACGAUGUGAUUUCGAGAUGGAUGAGGCAAAAGACGAAUAUCAGCGCCCCAGCCAUCAACUUCUGGGCGGGUGGUCUGAGCGCGCAGAUGUUCUGGCUGACCAGCUACCCGAGUGAUUUGGUCAAGCAGAGGAUCAUGACAGAUCCGCUGGGAGGAGGCUUGGGAGACGGGGAGAGGAGGUUCCCCAGAUGGAAGAAUGCCGCAGUGGCUGUUUACAGGGAGAGUGGGUGGAGGGGGUACUGGAGAGGGUUUUUGCCGUGCUUCUUGAGGGCGUUUCCGGCGAAUGCCAUGGCGCUGUUGGCAUUUGAGGGGGUUAUGAGGUCGCUGCCCUGA
Messenger RNA from Metarhizium acridum CQMa 102, 1047 nucleotides. RefSeq lists its product as uncharacterized. Lineage: Eukaryota; Fungi; Ascomycota; Sordariomycetes; Hypocreales; Clavicipitaceae. The record is from RefSeq and is a predicted model, not a curated record. Gene Ontology annotation, biological process: mitochondrial L-ornithine transmembrane transport. Gene Ontology annotation, molecular function: L-ornithine transmembrane transporter activity.